AUGUCGGUUGUCACAAAGAACCCUUUUGCCUACCUCGGCAACGACAGCGAUGGCGAGGAGAAGCCCGUCGUCCCUGUCAAGACUGUCGACAAGACCAACCCUCGCACUACUAAGCGCAAUGUCGAACCCCAAGCUCCCGUGAGAGCCGGUGGUGCUGGAGGCAACCGCCGAGGUCCUGGCGGCAACGAGGGUGCCUUCCGGGAUCGUGGUGCUGGCAGCGAUAGAAACCACGGCCGAUCCACUGAGGAGACCCCCCGAUCUGGCCCCCGAGGCGGUGCUGGUGCCCGUGUCCGUGGUGGCCGUGGCGCUAGACACCCCCGCGACCGCGAUGACCGACACCCCACCCGCUCUGGUGCCCAUGGUGGCUCCGACAAGCAGGCUGCCCAGUCCUGGGGUGCCACCGAGGGUACUGCUGAGCUUAAGGACGAGCAGGCCGGCGAUGCCAUUGCCCAGACCGAGCAGAAGGAUGCUCUCGCCGAGGACGCCGCCGCUGAGGAUGCCGCUGCUGAGGAGGCCGAGAAGCAGGUCUCUUACACCGAUUACCUUGCCCAGCAGGCCGAGAAGAAGGCCGCUCUCGACGCUGGCCUCAAUGUCCGCUCUGCCAACGAGGGCAGCAAGCUCGACAAGAAGUGGGCCAACGCCAAGCCCCUCGAGAACGAGGAGGAGGAGUACUUUGCCGGCACCGGCGGCAAGGCCCAGCGCCAGCGCGAGCGCAAGGUCAAGCAGACCAUCGACUUCGACCCCCGCUUCGUCGAGCCUGAGCGCACCCGAGGUGGCCGCGGCGGCCGUGGCGGUCGUGGAGGCCGUGGUGGUGAGCGUGGUGGCUCUGACCGUGGCCGUGGAGGCAACUUCCGCGGUGGUCGCGGUGGCCGUGAGGGUAACGCUCCCAUCAACACCAGCGACCAGUCGGCUUUCCCCAGCCUCGGCGGCAACUAG
This is a messenger RNA of Fusarium keratoplasticum, 936 nucleotides long. RefSeq names its product HABP4-PAI-RBP1 domain-containing protein. NCBI's taxonomy places the organism in Eukaryota, Fungi, Ascomycota, Sordariomycetes, Hypocreales, Nectriaceae. Bases 1 to 936 code for a protein of 311 amino acids. Gene Ontology annotation, molecular function: RNA binding. The transcript has 6 exons. The record is from RefSeq and is a predicted model, not a curated record. Gene Ontology annotation, cellular component: nucleus; cytoplasm.